Molecule: messenger RNA, 1923 nt
Organism: Cornus florida
Lineage: Eukaryota; Viridiplantae; Streptophyta; Magnoliopsida; Cornales; Cornaceae
Product: phenylalanine--tRNA ligase alpha subunit, cytoplasmic-like
Exons: 18
Coding region: 105-1571 (488 amino acids)
Biological process (GO): phenylalanyl-tRNA aminoacylation
Cellular component (GO): cytoplasm; cytosol; phenylalanine-tRNA ligase complex
Molecular function (GO): phenylalanine-tRNA ligase activity; tRNA binding; ATP binding
Source: RefSeq, a predicted model, not a curated record
AUGGGCGGGGUGUAUACAAAGAAGUUGUCGGACAAACUUACGGAACUCUAGAGAGUGAAGAGAGGAGGAUUUAGAGAGAGAACAGAGGAGAGAGAGACUAGCAGAUGGCUGAAAAAGCUGUACUUGGAUUCCUACAAAAGAAUGAGGAAAUUUCAGACUCGGGUCAAUUCGCUGUCGAGCGAGGAAUCGAUCACGAUGACAUCGUCAACGUCAUCAAGAGCCUCCGUGGUUUCGGCUUCGUCGAUGCUCAGGACAUCAAGAGGGAGAAGUGGGUUCUCACUGAUGAGGGGAGAGCAUAUGCAGCUGCUGGAUCACCAGAAGUACAGUUUUUCUUUGCCAUACCAACAGAGGGUAUCCCGCCGGAAGAAUUGCAGCGAAAACUUGAUUCUUCCAUUUUCAAAAUAGGGCGCUCACAGGCCAUAAAGAAUCAAUGGGUGGAGAUGGGAAAACAACGAGUGAGCAGGAAGAUUCUACAUGUAGAAGACAAAGUUAAAGAUUUACUUAUACGGGUACAAGAUGGAGAGGCCAUUAAUCCAGAAGAUAUUGACGCUCUCAAAAGAAGAAAGCUUAUUGCUCCCCAGACAUGGAAGGGAUACUCGGUAAGAAAAGGUGCUAAUUAUGCUCCAGAAAGGAAAAAAGUUGCUACUGAUUUGACUCGAGAUUAUCUGCAAAGAGGUGAUUGGAAGGAAUUGGAAUUCAAAGAGUACAACUUUAGUGCCAAAGGUCAGCCUGCUGAAAGUGGCCAUCUUCAUCCGUUGCUCAAGGUACGGCAACAAUUGCAGAUGAUCUUUCUUCAGAUGGGAUUUGAGGAAAUGCCCACGAACAAUUUUGCUGAAAGCAGCUUCUGGAAUUUUGAUGCAUUAUUCCAGCCGCAGCAACACCCUGCUCGUGAUUCUCAUGAUACAUUCUUCUUGCAAGCUCCUUCGACCACAAAGAUGCUGCCUGAAGAUUACGUUGAGCGGGUGAAGCAUGUUCAUGAGAUUGGUGGUUAUGGGUCCCGAGGGUAUGGAUAUGAUUGGAAAAGAGAGGAUGCGGACAAAAAUGUUCUACGAACUCACACAACUGCUGUUUCCUCGAGGAUGCUCUACUUACUUGCACAGAAACCUUUUGUGCCCAAGAGGUACUACUCGAUAGAUCGAGUCUUCAGAAAUGAAGCUGUGGAUCGCACUCAUCUCGCAGAGUUCCACCAGAUAGAAGGUCUAGUGUGUGAUCGAGGGCUUACUCUUGGUGAUCUGAAAGGAGUUCUGAGUGAUUUUUUUUCCCGUCUUGGUAUGUCCAAACUGCGUUUCAAGCCUGCUUACAAUCCAUACACUGAACCCAGCAUGGAAAUAUUUGGUUAUCAUGAAGGCUUAAAGAAAUGGGUGGAAAUUGGAAAUUCUGGCAUGUUUAGGCCGGAGAUGUUACUCCCUAUGGGACUCCCAGAAGAUGUUCGGGUUAUUGCAUGGGGCCUCUCCCUUGAAAGACCAACCAUGAUAUUGUACAAGGUUGAUAACAUCCGAGAUCUCUUCGGCCACAAGGUGGAUCUUAGUCUCAUCAAGAGAAACCCAAUAUGUCGAAUCGGGAUCGAGUAGAAUGCUGAGCGAUCAUUGCAGUAUAUUUUCCGACAAAAUUUUCUUUUAUAGAGUCUUUUCCUUGCAAGAACAGCUCGGGAAAUUUGACACCAUAUUUAAGCAAGGAAACACCAAUGGAAUGGACACCAUAUUCGAGUGAUUCAUUGCAAGGUAACACCAAUGGACACCUUAUUGAUCAACCGUCGAAAGCCAGAGCUGGUUGACAUGUAAGUACUAUUUGGUGGUCGCUUGGAUUGCAAUUUUUCUUACAAAGGAAAUGGGUUUGGAGCUGAAUAUAUUGUAAAGCUCUCAGCCAUGUAAUGUGAUACUUUGCGGAUGCAUUUUAAACGUUUGGGUCAUUUAUUUUUUCGUA